Messenger RNA from Oxyura jamaicensis (ruddy duck), 1659 nucleotides. RefSeq names its product mitochondrial ribosomal protein L1 (gene MRPL1). The record is from RefSeq and is a predicted model, not a curated record. NCBI's taxonomy places the organism in Eukaryota, Metazoa, Chordata, Aves, Anseriformes, Anatidae. Bases 1 to 1002 code for a protein of 333 amino acids. The transcript is spliced from 9 exons.
AUGGCGGCCGGCGGCGGCCGAUGCGUGUGGAGAGUUGUGGCCCCGCACUGCCGCUGGGCUUUGGCCGGGCUCCGCCUGCCCCUCGCCGCCGCCUCGCCUCGCCCCCCGCAGCCCGUCUGCUGCUACGCUGCGGCCGCCAAAAAUGCAAAAAGAGGUUCGCAAAAGGCCAAGCAGGAAGAAACAAAAAAGAAAAAAGGAAUUAUCAGGCGGCCUCUGAUGAGCAAGCCAGUGGAUGACGUGUACCUGACAUGGCUUUACAAGCGGCCAUCCUAUAAUGUAGAAGAGGCUGUCAGUAUGCUAAAGAAAUUUCAGGAACUAGACUUCACACACCCAAAACAGUAUGUGUAUAUUAAUGUGUUCCUAGAUAUGGCGCUGCAGAAGAAGAAAAAAGUAGAUCCGUUUGCAAGCACUGUUCUUCUUCCGUAUCGCUUUACAGACGAAGUGAAUAAGGUCCUGGUUUUCACAGAGAACGAGCAAGAAGCCGAAAUAGCUCGAGAGAAUGGAGCUGCUGUUGUAGGAGGAGUUGAAUUAAUCAAAUGGAUUUUGGAAGAUGAAAUCCAAGUGGACUCCUAUGUAGCUGUUCCUGCAAUAAUGCCUAAACUAAUACCGUUAAGAGGCAAGCUAAGACGAAAAUACCCCAGCACAAAAAGAAAUUCCCUGGGCCAUGAUAUCCCCAAAAUGCUACAGCUCUUUAGAGAAGGUCUAGAGUACACGGUAGAAGACGAGCGUGUAAUCAAGACAAGAAUAGCAAGACUGGAUAUGCCUACUGAGCAGAUAGUUGCCAAUCUAAAAACAAUUUUAGAGGAUAUCUGCAAAUUCAAGCCAUCAAGUUCUGGUCCCUUUAUGCGGAAGUUGGUUAUUAGAUCUUCAACCAGUGAAGGCUUGCUAUUGAACCUUGAUGGACUUCUUCCUGAGGUAGAGAAAGUAGAAGAAAAAGAAGAAGAAGAAGCACUGGAAGAAGAAGAUGAAGAAAAACCUGUUCAAGAAUCUGUUAGUACCUGAUGCCUUUCCUUGUAGAUCUGAUGAUCAGGCUUGGAAAGCAAAUGGUGGAUUUCAAAUCAUAUUCUGUGAAAAGGAAAAAUAAAUACACAAAUUUCAUUUUUAAAUUCUGUGUAAAAAGUAACUAUGUCACAAACAGGAGUCUGUUGUCAAAACUGAAGACACUAAGUUUCUUCUUUUGGUAGCUGACAGCUCCCUAAUUUGUGUGUGUUGGUUUGUUUUUUCUUUGCACAUAAUAGUUCUUAGUCUAAUAAAUGUAGUGUUACAAGUUUGAUGUACUGCCAUCCAAUUUCCACAGCUGCAGCUGAAAGGCCAGCAUGUGUUAUAUCCAUAAUGCUGGGUUUUCCACUCUGUUGAAAUUGCAAAAUUGUUAAAUGCCUUUGUCUGUUAGACCCAACCUCACACAGAGAAGCUAAUGCAGUUACUUCUGGAAAGCUGCUGUAUAACUUGCCAAGAGAAAAGAUUUUAAUUUACUGUCCUGUUUUCUGCAAAAUCAGAGGUGGGUUUGCUUUUGAGUUAGUGGGAGCCACGUCUGCAUGAUGCUUGUGGUAUCCCACUUCGUUUUCAUUUAAUCUACGUACACAGAGGUGUGAUGUAUGGGAUUUCUGUUCCACUUGGCACUCUGAAACUGCUGAGUGCGGGAUUGUCUUUGUGACAAAC